AACUCCGGUUUACUGUCGCAGUUAAUCACGUGGACAGAUGUCGACUUGUGUUGGAAGCUCCUCUAAUUUAUUUACCUAACUAAACUGUGCGCCGUAAGCUGGUGUUUUCUUAUUUUCGAGCGUGUUGCUGUUGUUGUGAAGCCGCGAGACGGAGCAUGCUGCCGUAAAGAAGAAACACGUCAAACUCAGCACACAGGUCGUCCGUCAUGUUCGUGUUGGUGGAGAUGGUGGACACGGUGCGCAUCCCUCCGUGGAACUUCCAGAGGCAGCUGAACGACGCCAUAUCCGAGGAGCUCAACAAGAAACUGGCCAACAAGGUGGUGUACAAUGUGGGCCUGUGCCUCUGCCUGUUUGACAUCACCAAGCUGGAGGACUCGUACAUCUUCCCAGGGGACGGCGCCUCACACACCAAAGUUCAUUUCAGGUAUGUUGUUUUCCACCCGUUCCUCGAUGAGAUCCUGGUGGGGAAGAUCAAGUACUGCAGCCAGGAGGGAGUGCAUGUGACGAUGGGCUUCUUCGACGACAUCCUCAUCCCACCAGAAUCGCUGCAGCAGCCUGCCAAAUUCGACGAGGCGGAGCAGGUUUGGGUUUGGGAAUACGAGACGGACGAGGGGGCCCACGACCUCUACAUGGACCAAGGAGAGGAGAUCCGUUUUCGGGUGACAGAUGAAAUCUUCCUGGACAUGUCGCCGACGGGCCCUACGGCUGCGACGCCGGACACCCCGGCACAGCCAGGACAGUCGACGGCUCCGCCCGCAGAGGACAGCGGGCAGAAGAAGGAGGCACCUUACACUCUCAUUGGGACCAUCUGUGAGCCGGGGCUGGGGCUCCUGUCAUGGUGGAACAGCUAGCGAAGACUCCCGAACCCUCACCGCAGCGAAACAGAAGAAAACAUCAUGACCAGCGAGGAAGGAGGGGAGAGUCAGCUGACGAGAUCUGACAGAAUCUCUGAGCUGACGGACAUUAACUCUCUCUCUCUUUUUUUUUUAAGCUCUUACCCCACAUAAAGAUCAUGUUGUCAUGGACACAGAGCCUGUUGCCACAGACAAAGCAAGAAUGUUCCAGAAGGAGGAUUCUGGAGAAGCUCUGUCAUUGUGCUGACAAGGAGCAGAAGUGAAUGAUCCAGCAGUCACACUGAGACUGCUUCAAGUGAUUGUACUGUAAACACUGUCUCUACCUCUGAUGCUGCGGAGUAUCAGCUUACCGUGUGUACACAUUAAGAGUCCUCACUUCCUGCCUUUAUACUGAAUGAGGAGGGUGCAUUUCACGUGAGAAUAGUCAAGUUAAUGAACAAAGUCAGUGAUGAUCUUCUUUAAUUUUAUUUUUAGAAAUCCAAAGUAAUGAUCAGAGUUAAUGUUGUCAUCAUGCCAUCAGUACUCCAUUGCGAGGUUUGGAUGCACAAAACAUGACUGCUUUUGGCUCAGUUAGUAGUUGCCGUGUCUACAGAUUUGAAAAUGGAACUCAGGUAUCCACUCAAAAAACAGUCGGUGUGUCGAAGAGACCUCAGCGUCACACAGUAAGGAAACUGGAAGCCAUCAAAAUGGAAUUUAAAAUUACUCAUAAGCACAAUUAAGGCCCUGAAAAUUAAAUAAGAAAUAGGAAAGUUGCCACCAACAUGCAGCUGUAAUAUUGUUGUAGCUUAUUAGCAAUGUGAAAUUCCAUUUGUGAUGCCUGCAGUGGCUUCCAGUUUCUGCUAAAUUGCAUUGGGGGGGGUGAGCGUCAUCACUUUUCUGGGAUGACAGCAUUGAUACGGGACUAAUUUGUGAAAAACGUGGAGCUUCACCCUGAGUUUAGUGAGUUUAAUUAACAAGGAUGGAUGACAUGGAUGACAUUCCCCUUAUUAAAAUAAGACAUUUGGGUCAUGUGGGUCCUCCGUCGCUGUGCCUGGCUUAAUGCACUUGUGUCAUUAAGGCCCAUCCAGUGGAAACAUCCAGUUGUGCAACAAUAAAAUAUCAGUUUUCCACGA
Molecule: messenger RNA, 1966 nt
Organism: Myripristis murdjan (pinecone soldierfish)
Lineage: Eukaryota; Metazoa; Chordata; Actinopteri; Holocentriformes; Holocentridae
Gene: polr3h
Product: polymerase (RNA) III (DNA directed) polypeptide H
Exons: 7
Coding region: 207-851 (214 amino acids)
Biological process (GO): transcription initiation at RNA polymerase III promoter; DNA-templated transcription
Cellular component (GO): RNA polymerase III complex
Molecular function (GO): DNA-directed RNA polymerase activity; DNA binding
Source: RefSeq, a predicted model, not a curated record